UUUUCUCUUGACAAGAGAUUUUAAUUUGCGUUUCGCCGUCACAGGGAUCACUGCCUCUGAAACUUGUGUUUGACAUUCCCGAAAACUUCCCUUUGGAUGGAGCUCUGGUGGUGCAGUUGAUGAACGUUCUCGGUGUGAGCAUCACGACGUUCCAGAAGGAAAAGCAGCACCUCACCACAGUCACCGUCAGGGGCACCGAGCGCUUUGCCACCAACAUCUAUGAAGCUCGAAGAAUCUUGCUGGGAAUAACGGAAGCGCCUGUCAUUGCUGAAAUUCCAGAAACAUACCAUAUUCCAACUAAGCCAAGUCUUUUGAAUGUUCCAGUCGUGGGUUCCAUUCCAAAAUGCUAUGGAAGUGAUAGUUCUUCUGAAUCUUGCCCCAACAGAAGCACACCAGACACAUUAUCAAAAGUAUCAAUAACUGCUACAGGAAACAAUGGAAUGCAAGGAGCCCAAGAAGUUUUAUUAACAGACUCUGGAGGAAAAGGAAUACACUCUUCCUGGCUAGAGAUGUUGAAUAGCCUAGAUUUUAUUCAAAAUUGCUUGAAGACUGGGAAUCCUCCUCCAUUUGAAAUUGGACAGAGGCCACUGAGCACUCAUGGAAAGAAUUUCCCUGAUAUGCAAUUGAUGACUAAUCCUUCAACUGGUGAAUGCAACACUGCUCUUGAACAUGCUCAAAACUUACAGAACAGCCACUUUGGAGUAGACACACUUCUGCUCUACAUGGGAUUACAGAAAUAUAUAGAUUUAUUCCAUGCUGAAGAGAUUGAUUGGCCUGUAUUUCAGACUUUGAAUGAACAAGAUUUGAUUAACAUUGGCAUUACAGCUUAUGGAUCAAGGCGCAAAAUAUUGGGAAUUAUUGCUGCUCUGAAGAAGUUCCAAGUUCCCUUCUCAGGGAGUGCAGCUCCAGGGGCAGAGCGCAGAGGGCCAUUGGACAUGCAAGAUACAGGGGCGACUCCUUGGUAAACGGGGAGGAGAAGAUUCUUUUAUAAUUAUCAUCUUUUAUUAAAGUUAUUAUCUUUCAGUAUGGAUAUAACAAAAUGCUGAAGGACUAAAUAUUAUAGUUGGAGAUGGAUGACAAAGAAUCUUUUGAAUCCAUUUAAUUUUAUGGAUUCACCAAUUCUUCAUCCAUUUUCAUUUGUUAAUCCGUUGAUGAAUUUGUACAGAAUCAUUCAUGAGAUUGAUUUUAAUUUCAAGGGUAUUUUAUUAGGUAAGCUUGAGAUAAAUCUGCUGGGCACAUUUGCUCAUUUUUAAUGAAAAUGACAGAAUUUCUAUAAACUCUCCAGAUUUAAAUUUUGAAAUCAUGAUAUCUUCACUAUGUAACUUGCAAGUUUUCCUCCAUUACACUUAAUAUUUUUGUACUUCUAAUAUUCUUCUGUAUCAUGUACUGUGCUUUUGUGGACAAUUUAAUCAAAUGUUUACAAGCUAAAGAAUAUGAAAAAUAAUAAGAACUUUAUUCUUAUAAAUUUUGAUCAAUGAAUAUUGUUGUAGAAAUUUCAAAUAAAAUUAUGUUUGUCAAUGUAUAAAGAUUCUAAAGUGACAUAGUGGCGCUCAGUCAACUAAUAGAAAUCUGUGAUAUAUUUUGAAGUAAUAAGUAAAUUUUCAGACACAAGAUCUUUGCUCAAAAGAAAAUUAGAGAAUGACUGGUGUUUAGUAUAUUUGAUGACUGUGCCUAAAGUUUUUGCUUGUGAAAUUUGACAGAAUUUUCAAAUCAAGAACUGACCACAAAAAAUUACUGUUUGUAAAGACUGUAUUUAUUAAUAUGAAUUAAUUGUAUUCUCAAAAUGUAUUUGUAAGAAGUAUCAACUGAAGGGGUAUAUAGAUAUAAACAUUUCAAAAUGGAAAGGACAUGUGUGCAAACACAUUAUCAAUCUUAAUGUCGGAAUAAGUUCAGAAUUUUGAUUUUUCUCUUAUGAACUUCAUAAAUUACAGUAAAAUUUGUUCAUAUUGUGCGAUGUGUUUAGAGUGCAUGUUUUUAUUGAAAAAUCAUGAAAUGUACUAAAAUUCUUUGACAUAACUGUUAAUAAUAAGGAUAAAUCAUUAUUUUGAAAUGAAAUGUUGAUUAAUUUUUGUAAAGUUUGUAUAUCCAGUUUCAAAGAGUUCUUCUAAAAGUGACACAUGCUGGGAACAUUAAAAAUAAGUGUAAUGGAUCUGAUUCUAUAAUGUGCAUUAAUGAAAGACAUGAAGUAAUUUUCAUAUUUUCUCAUAGUACUGUAGCUCAUCAAUUCUCGACACUUUAUGCUUGUAUUGUCACUGAUGCUACUUACAAAUUCUACAUAAUUAUUGUGGAAAUUUAACAUUUGUUUAUCAGACAUAAUUUUGUAUCAAGACACCAAUUGCUAUAAUUAUGACAGCUGGAGUAAUUAUUCCAUUGCUUCAAUUGAGACAUUGCUUGUAAGAAGCAAGCAGUCAAAAGGUGAAUAUUUGUUACAGUUUUCAAGACACAAUUUUGUAAUAGUAUGUUAAUAAAGUUCAUUUCUG
Messenger RNA from Gryllus bimaculatus (two-spotted cricket), 2480 nucleotides. The record is from the annotation of a GenBank genome assembly. Lineage: Eukaryota; Metazoa; Arthropoda; Insecta; Orthoptera; Gryllidae.